Ceratosolen solmsi marchali is the source of this 707-nucleotide messenger RNA. It is a transcript of the gene akirin, whose product is annotated as akirin. Gene Ontology annotation, molecular function: transcription coregulator activity. Gene Ontology annotation, biological process: positive regulation of innate immune response; positive regulation of transcription by RNA polymerase II. Gene Ontology annotation, cellular component: nucleus; chromatin. The coding region runs from base 67 to 603 and encodes 178 amino acids. The transcript is spliced from 5 exons. The record is from RefSeq and is a predicted model, not a curated record. NCBI's taxonomy places the organism in Eukaryota, Metazoa, Arthropoda, Insecta, Hymenoptera, Agaonidae.
AGCAGCAGCAGCAGCAGCACCAGCAGCAUUAGCAGUAGUCUAGUUGCGCUAGCAGUCAGCACAAAGAUGGCUUGCGCCACCCUCAAGAGAUCUCUGGAGUUCGACCCGGUGCAUAGUCAUGGACGACCGAACAAAAGGCGGAGGUGCGCCCCUAUGUGCGUCUCGCCUUCGGCCGCGGCCCAGAGCUCGGCCAAGACCCAGAGUCCUUCGGCCUUCGGCGAGAUCGCCAACAAAUUGACGCCUGAAAAAAUGGCUGCCAACAUCAGAGAAGAAAUCCGUAGAUUACAUCGUCGGAAACAAUUACAUUUCAAUCCACAAAGUGACUCUUCGGAUAUGGAAGGUCCGGCUAGUCCUUCGAGUCCUUCUUGUUCAAAUAGUUACAGCUGUAGUUCAAAUAACAAAGAGAAGCCACUUUUCACAUUUAGACAGGUUGGUUUGAUCUGUGAGAGAAUGCUUAAAGAGCAAGAAACACAAAUACGAGAAGAAUAUGAUCAGAUUUUGAAUAUGAAACUUUCAGAGCAAUACGAUGCUUUUGUGAAAUUCACUUAUGAUCAAAUACAAAAGAGAUUUGAAUCGGCAGCUGUUCCAAGCUAUUUGUCCUAAAGAUGGGGAUUUGUAAUUAUAAGGAGAUGUAAAGAACGUUAGAUUUCUACAAUAUAAGUUGGUUAAAUUCGCUUAAAUUUUUGAGCAGAAGUAAGCCGCACAUC